This is a messenger RNA of Metarhizium brunneum ARSEF 3297, 1311 nucleotides long. RefSeq lists its product as uncharacterized. The record is from RefSeq and is a predicted model, not a curated record. Lineage: Eukaryota; Fungi; Ascomycota; Sordariomycetes; Hypocreales; Clavicipitaceae.
AUGGCCAUCGGAAUUAAGCACUCUGAAGACCAGAUCAAGGAUCCGCCCACAAGUAUCCUCCAAUUCUUCAGCUUUGCCAUCAACAUCAAGUCUGAGCAACCCCAUCGCAUCAGCCACAGCACCAAACUCUUCCACAAGCGAUGGACCCUUCUCUACGUCGCAAGAGAGACCUUCUGGAAAGACGUCAUCUGCGCAACUUGGUCUGAUCCAUACCCAAAUCCGAUAAUACACAAAUCUGUGCCACCUGAGGGCGAUCAGGGCGAUCAGGGCGAUCAAGGCGAUCAGGGUGAUCAGGGCAGUCUAGGCCGCCAGGGCGGCCUGGGACGGACGCCUGAGGGGAACAAUCAGCCGCGACCCACGUUUAAUGUCACAGCAAAGGGGAACGAGGUCAUCAUAAACAGCGAGAUAUAUAGUUCGCUAAAACCCGACCAGACCACGACCGUCAGCGUUGAUGGGGGCAAGUUUACGAUUUAUCCCACAGCCAUUGUUGGCUUAGGGGGCACUGUUGCGAAACCACCCCCUUCCCCGACUAAAUUUGGCGUCCCGUCGCCGACGAACGGCACUGUCGGCGGACUAGACGUGUCCUUGUCUGGCUCACAGGUUGCCAUUGGCGGCGUUACGAUGACCAUGCCGCCCCAUGGCACGACGACGAAUAUACAGGGACAAAGCGUGACAAUCAGCGCCAACCAAAUUAUAGUCGGAACAAGGUCAUUCAAGUUCAAUCCAGUCCAAGCACAGCCUGAAUCCGAAGUUGUAGUUGCGGGGGGCGAAAUGCUCACAGUUGCGGGUAAAAGCGUCGUAGUUGUGCAUUCAAAAACAAUCACGUACGGACCCGAUACACCGAUCACUACAGAAGUUGUUGAGGGCGACACGGUCACGAUUGGUCCGUCAGGCGUUCGUGUGCAUGGCCUUGUGCUAGGCGGCUUCCAAGCCAACGAGACGGACACGAAAUACGAGAUCAUCGGCGGAGCGACCAUAACCAAGAUUGCCCCUUCCGUCGCCAUCAUCAAUGGCGACACGUUCACCGUCGGGCCCGGCUCCCAUCUCACAACCACGGUGAUUGCCGGCCAAGAAUUCACACUCGGCCCCAUGGGCGUCAUUGUGUCAACCAUAACCCUAUCGUACCCAUUUGGUUCGACCGUCGUCACCACCAUCGCACCGACGGGUACCUGGCUCAAUACGCUUCCCAUAGAGACAAGUCGUUCCCCCAAGGACGACGAUGAUGACAGUAUGGGCCCUUCUAUACGACCAAGCCUGUCCUGUGCGGGCGUGGCACUUUGCAUAGCGAUUGGCGUUUUAGUAUUUGCAUAA